Molecule: messenger RNA, 873 nt
Organism: Leptopilina heterotoma
Lineage: Eukaryota; Metazoa; Arthropoda; Insecta; Hymenoptera; Figitidae
Gene: Jwa
Product: PRA1 family protein 3
Exons: 5
Coding region: 239-838 (199 amino acids)
Cellular component (GO): membrane
Source: RefSeq, a predicted model, not a curated record
UUAAUUUCCCUCAAGGAGCGCUGUCUAAGCUCAAUCCGCAUGCGCAUUAAAUGUCAAAUGCUAAAAAAAACUUGCGGCUUGCGGUAAAAAUAUUUUGUUAAAAAAGAAAAGAACAAAGGAGCUAUUGACAAUUCUGCAGCUGAUUACAACAUUGCGUGUCAUAGUCCAAAAAUAACGAUUGUAAAAAGAAGAGUGCGUUUCUUUUUUUGUUGACAGUGUAUGAAUUUAAAUUACGAAUAUGGAUAAACUAAAGGAUAGCUCGAAUGGUGAAUUAAAAUUACCACCACUUCGUAGUUUGGAUGAAUUUAUUUUAGAAGCUGCACGUUUUCAAAUUCCAAACAUUAAAGACCUUGACAAAUGGGGCAAUCGAGUUGUUAAUAAUCUUCUUUAUUAUCAAACCAAUUACUUCUUUCUAUCGAUCAUCAUUUUUCUCAUUGUUGGAUUAAUUCAUCCUGCGAGAAUGUUGGUUGGUAUGUUAGCAAUGACAGUGAUGGUUUCCAUUUUUAUAUACACUUCAGUAGAAGGGAGAGCUAUUCAUAACUUUAAAAAACAAUAUCCAGUGGUUGGAAUCGCUGUAAUUCUCUUAGGGGGAUGUUUUGUUACUUAUACCUUAGGUUCUCUGCUUGUCUUCCUAACUGGUAUUUUGAUGCCUUUCUGCGUGAUCUUCAUUCAUGCAUCCAUGAGGUUACGAAACAUUAAAAACAAAGUCGUCAACAAAUUAGAGAGCAUCGGUUUAAAACGAACCCCAAUGGGACUCUUUUUGGAACAGCUUGAGGAUAUCACUGGUAUGGCCCUUCGUGCACAAACAUCUAUCAUGCAAAGUGCACCAAACAACUAACACACGCUUGAUGCAACAUCAUUUUUUAUAAAAAU